UGAUGAUGAUGAUGAAUGAAAAGUUGGAAAAGCUAACUGGAACCGCUGGACGAAGACAGCUGGAGAGUUAGCCAGGUGUAACCCAGGACCAGUGGACUUCCACAGUGUGGAAGUAAAUCUGUGUGUCUCAAAAAAAAAAAAAUCAUGGUUAAUGAUGCGGUGAAUGACUUUCCAUAAGUGGUGUCCGUCCAGGGCUGUGGCUUCCAUGGUUGAGGGCAGAUGGAAGGUGCGAAUGCCCAACUGUCGCGAGCAGCCAAGUUGGCAUUCUAGGAGAGAUAAUGAUUUUGCACCCUCUACUCACCAUCUCUCCACCCCCCGGGAUUUUGUGGUGGCAGAGUUUAGAGGAUCUUGCACUUGACAGGGGAGGAACCUUAGGAGGAACCGUAUCCUAUCCCUGCUGAUGUUGAUGUGAUUCUGCUGCAGACGGUGAUCUUGUCUCCAGUUCUUGUCUGAAUAAGCUCAUAGAAAGGCGUGAGCACCGUUACUGGGGUCAAGUCACACAGCGACUGUUUAAUGUCAUUAAACUCAGGAUUUUAAAAAUAAAAGCUUUAUUUUUAGCCAGUUGUACUUUUUACCAUUACAGUUGUAGCCUGUCUGUGCAAGACAUAUGUACAGUAUGGAUUAAUCUAUAUUUACAUUCCUGGCUAUGGACAAGACAGGUAGUGCAGGUAAUAACAGGAAUCAAUUAAAACCUCAAGAGCCUCAACCCAAAUGGCUCUUACUCCACAGUCCCAAAACGAGCAGUCAGCAACAGAAAGCCAAUGUAAGGCCGCCACCUGGUUUUGAAACACAUGUAUUACCACGGACGGAGGCAGAAUAAUGCCUCACCUCUCACCUCAAUAUUCUCUCACUAAGAGAAUAUUGUCCUUCAUGUCUGAACCAAACCACAACUUAAGUUUGACCUUUAGUGUGUCUCUUCUGCUUGGUGAAAAAGAAGACCUACAGGUUCAAAAUGAUACUAAUCCUGUGAUCAUGUCAUUUUAGUAUUUAAGCUCAUCUGAACCUCUGAGUGACAGGCCUCAUGAGGUUUGGUGUCCACUCUCGCUCUCACUAGUAAAAUAUUAAUAAUUAAAAUAUGGAAGCCUUUUAUCAGCUCCUCUUCCUGGGACCCAAACCAGUUGCUAUUCCCUCUGUUUCCAGGGGAGCCAAUCCUGUUACAGCCACAUGAUUAACAGGAAAUAGAAGUGAAAGUGAAAGAGGUUUUUUCUGUGUAUAAAGAGCAGACACUGAAUUACUGAUUACUUUUUGGGUUUGAGAGGUGAAAUGGCUCAACAAGGAAUUCAAGUGGAUCAGGACAAACUGUGCUGCUCCGUUUGUCUGGAUCUAUUAAAGGAUCCAGUCACUAUUCCCUGUGGACACAGUUACUGUUUGAGCUGCAUCAGAACCUACUGGGACGCAGAGGGUCACAAAGGAAACAGCUGUCCUCAGUGCAGACAGGCGUUUACACCGAGACCUGCUCUGGUGAAAAACACCCUGUUGGCAGAUUUAGUGGAGGAUCUGAAGAGGACUGGACUCCAAGCUGCUCCAGCUGCUCUCUGCUAUGCCACACAUCAAGACGUGGCCUGUGAUUCCUGCACUGGUAGGAAACUGAAAGCCACCAAGUCCUGUCUCCAGUGUCUGGUGUCGUACUGUGACCAACACCUCCAGCCUCACUAUGAGUCUCCAGCCUUUGAGAAGCACCAGCUGGUCGACCCGUGUGAGAAGCUUCAGGAGAACAUCUGUACACGUCACAACGAGGUGAUGAAGGCUUUCUGCCGCACUGAUCAGCAGUGUAUCUGUUACCUCUGCUCCAUGGAUGAACAUAAAGGCCACGACACCGUCUCAGCUGCAGCAGAGAGGACUGAGAAGCAGAAGGAGCUCAGCAAGAACCAGCAAACAAUUCAGCAGAAGAUCAAGGACAGAGAAGGAGACAUCAAGAAGCUGCAGCAGGAGGUGGAGACCAUCAAUCAAUCCGCUGAUGAAGCAGAACGCAGCACUGAGAAGAUCUUCACACGUCUGAUCCAACUAGUUCAGGACAGAUGCUCAGAUGUGAAGCAGCAGAUCAGUUCCCAGCAGACAAGUCUGGUGAAGAGAUUAAAAGAGUCUCAAAAGGAGCUGGAAGAGGAGCUCGCUGAGAUGAAGAGCAGAGAAGCUGAGCUGCAGCAGCUCUCACACACACAAGACCCCAUCCAGUUUCUGCACCACUGCUCUGCGCUGCUGAAUCCCAUGGACUCCACUGACCCACACAGCAUCAGCAUCCAGUCUGUGAGCUACUUUGACCACGUGUUAGCAGCUGUGGCAGCAGCCACAGAUAUAAUACUGGACGUCCUCAAUGAGGAAUGGACCAAAGUCUCACUGCUGGAGGUUGAACAGGAAGCUUUAAAGCCACGAGCCGAACCCAGGACCCGGUCUGAAUUCCUCCAGUAUUCACAAAAAAUGACGCUGGAUCCAAACACGGCACACAAUUGGCUGAUGUUAUCUGAAGGAAGCAGAAGAGCAACAGUGAUGCAACCAAAGCUGGUUUAUCCUCAUCACCCAGACAGAUUCAUUGAAAAGCAGCAGGUCCUGGGAGCAGAAAGCCUGACAGGACGUCAUUACUGGGAGGUUCUGAUGGAUCAGGACGUGUACAGAGCUACAGUGGCUGUUACAUACAAGAACAUUAGCAGAACACAAAGUGAAAGUGCUUUUGGAUACAACAACAGAUCUUGGGCUUUAAUCUAUUCUAAGAUUCCAUUUGAAGUCAAGCACAACAGAAGCGUUCUGUUCACCUCAGACUCCCCCUCCAGAAUAGGAGUGUUUCUUGAUCAUGGUGCAGGGACUCUGUCCUUCUACCGCGUCUCUGACACCAUGACUCUCCUCCACAGAGUCCAGACCACGUUCACUGAGCCUCUCUAUGCUGGUCUCAGUGUUUCUGGUUUUGGCAUGUCUGUUGAACUGUGUGAGCUCAAGUAGAGGAGCAGCAUCAAUGAGACCUGAAGGCUGAAUUAGUCACAGCUUCUCCAGUUGUUUAAAUUAUUAUUUGUAAAACCUAAAGUUUCUAGUUUCUGUAGAGUUUCUCACUCUGCACUGACUAGAUCAUCAAGAAGGAAGGAAGGAAAUGAAACCACCAAGAAGCUUGUUCUGAGGCCUGUGGUGCAGGAAUCAUGUGAUAAAGACAUGGAACUGUUUCAUGGAGCAGAUGUCACGUGGAAAUCAUAGGACCUUCAACAUAAUUAUAGCAACGCUUCACCUUAAUCAAUCAGUCAUCAAAAGAUUUUGUCCUGUAAGUCAGAAAUUGUUAAUGUAACGUGAAUAUGUUCCCAGAAUAAAUUGCUUGAAAUGUUA
Betta splendens (Siamese fighting fish) is the source of this 3303-nucleotide messenger RNA. Its product is annotated as tripartite motif-containing protein 16-like. The record is from RefSeq and is a predicted model, not a curated record. The transcript has a single exon. The coding region runs from base 1264 to 2931 and encodes 555 amino acids. Gene Ontology annotation, molecular function: protein binding; zinc ion binding. NCBI's taxonomy places the organism in Eukaryota, Metazoa, Chordata, Actinopteri, Anabantiformes, Osphronemidae.